AUGGAGCGUUCUUUGACUGUCGAUUUGCCGGUGGAACAAGUAGCCAGGGUAGUCAAACGACAUCUUGUCUUGCAGCCUGCCAAUGCAACGUCGUCGGGGUCCACCGUACAACAUGGAUCGGAACCGUCGCCGAUCGCAUCACAGAUUCCACGCCAACACCAACGUCGUAGCAACAGCCAUAAUCGAAAACGUAACAACUCAGAGAGUCGAGCUGGUCGACAUGCUAAGCAACAGCAACAAAGAGAAGAAGACCAUACAGCGUCACCUGCUCCAAGUAGUACAACUACCACCACUACCACUACUACAACAUCCGAUAUGAAUCAUCAUCCCUCGUCUACUAUGCAGGGAGCCAUCACCUACAGCAGUAGCAGCACCACACCCGUUUAUAGCACACAUCAUUUAUUACCAGGAGGUGCCAUUGUGGAUGAGAUUUACAAAUGGACUGCACGUGUGGAUAACGAGCAAAGAUGGCGACGACAACGUGCUGAAUCAAUCUCACUUCCAGCGACUCGUCAACCUGUGGAUGAUCCUUUACUUCAAUCCUUGAAACAGCCUGGUGGAUUUAGACGACAUCAUGUUCUUACUCAAGCUGCACGACAAGGCAAAUCUCCCAACUUUGUCACUUCAAGCUUUGUCGACUUUUUAUGUUUGUAUGGUCAUUUCGGUGGAGAAGAUCUCAGUGACGAUGACGAUGAUGGUGAUGAUUCUUCAUUAUCUUCUUAUACCUCAUCCGAUGGUGCUGCAACGGAUAGUGCAGAUAGCAAUACAGCGGCUGCUGGCGGUGGUGGUGGUGGUGGUGGUGUCAUGGCUUAUCGAGGCAACAUGCUCAAUCGUGCGUCUUAUCAAUCAUGUGAUCCUGGUGAAUUACCACUUCCAGCAACAGCUACUUCAGCAGCAGAUGCAUCCACAUCAUCCUAUACCCGAUACCACCACCAUCAACAUCAUUACCCUAUUCGAUCCACGCAUGAGACUAUGCCAUUGUUGCCAUCCAACAACAAACCAUCACGCUCAGUACAAGACAAAGCCACACCAGGCAAAGCCAUGUUCCUUUUGCUCAAGUCUUUUGUUACAACAGGCAUCAUGUUUUUGCCUAGAGCAUUUUACAAUGGUGGUUUGCUAUUUUCCAUUCUCGGCGUCAUUGCAUGGGCUUUGAUCUCUUUAUGCUCGUUCCUGUUAUUGGUGCAAACACGAUUGGUGGUCCAUGCAAGUUUUGCUGACAUGGCCGGUGUCUUAUAUGGACGCAGUAUGAAAUUGGCAGUUUUAUUCGCUAUCACACUUUCACAAAUCGGCUUUGUAUGCGCCUACAUGGUGUUCGUUGCCGAAAACAUUCAAUCCCUGGUAUUGGCAUUCUCCAAAUGCCGUGUCUUGAUCCCUAUGCAUCUCCUUGUCCUUGCUCAGAGCUUUGUAUUCAUUCCUUUGGCCAUGAUUCGCAAGAUACAACGACUCUCAGUGUUUGCCCUUAUUGCCGAUGUAUUUAUUGUGAUUGGAUUGGGAUAUAUGUUCUAUUAUGAUAUGCUCCAACUAUCGGAUGUGGGUGUCGCCCAUGUUGAUCUAUGGAAUCCCUCCUAUUUCCCUCUAUUCAUUGGGACCGUUGCGUUCACCUACGAAGGCAUUGGACUUGUGAUCCCGAUUGCCGAGUCGAUGAAAGAGCCAUCAAAGUUCCCAAGUGUGCUACGACGCGUGUUAGGUGUCAUUACGGUGCUCUUUAUCGCUUUGGGUGCUAUUUCAUACUUGACAUUUGGUGAAGAUGUACAAACCAUUAUUCUCUUGAAUCUUCCAAGCAAGGAUCCAAUGGUGUCCUCCAUCCAAACGUUGUAUUCGCUUGCCAUUUGUCUAUCGAUUCCACUGCAGCUAUUUCCAGCUAUCCGCAUCAUGGAAAAUGGUUUAUUCACCACGCGAUCUGGCAAGAACAAUGCGGUCGUCAAGUGGCAAAAGAAUGUAUUUCGAGUAUUGGUGGUAUUUCUCUGUGCAUGGAUUGCCAUUGUCGGAUCCAAGGAUAAGCUUGACAAGUUUGUGCCACUCAUCGGUGCCCUUUUUUGUAUCCCAUUAUGCUUUGUCUUUCCACCUUUGUUCCAUCUCAAAGCCAUGGAAGAGUUAGCCACAUGGAGACGCGUUGCAGAUGUAGCAUUGAUUUUAUUUGGUGCUAUUGGAUCUAUAUUUGUGGCUAGUGCUACGCUAUACCAAUGGAAUUCGGGAGGUGAUGAUAUUCUUGAUCCGGUCAAGCAAUGUAUUGUCAAUAGGACAUAA
This is a messenger RNA of Lichtheimia ornata, 2247 nucleotides long. RefSeq lists its product as uncharacterized. Gene Ontology annotation, biological process: amino acid transmembrane transport. The coding region runs from base 1 to 2247 and encodes 748 amino acids. The record is from RefSeq and is a predicted model, not a curated record. The transcript is spliced from 3 exons. Gene Ontology annotation, molecular function: amino acid transmembrane transporter activity. Lineage: Eukaryota; Fungi; Mucoromycota; Mucoromycetes; Mucorales; Lichtheimiaceae.